AAAUAUGAGCAACACUUUAUUUCAAGGUGAAAUCACACAUAAAUUAGACAGUUGCAAGGCUUUUUACAAACACAUUAAAUAAAAACUCAAUUUUCAUCAUCUCCUCAAACUUCAGAGAAUGCAGGUAGAAAAAAGAAAAUGUAUGUGUAAGAAGAAAUCCCAAAGCAACCCCUUUGAUGUUUUAUAUUACGUAUAUUAUUUAAAUAAAAUAUAAUCUAUGCUUUGCAUAUAUUUAACAAGCAAACUGAGUCAAUCUCCCCAUAUUAAGACCUCAUGGAAGAUGAUCUGUAUUUCUUGGACAGUAUUAACUAAUGAAAUUAGAAGUCUGUCUUCUAUCACCAAUUCAAGGAAUAUGGAGUCUGUGCAGAAACUUCUUAAACAAACAAUCCUGUCUAUGGAAUUCUUUGCUCCAUCAGGGCCCACCAGGAGCUGCCUUUAAGCAGGUUUUAGCCACACACAUAUAGAGGCACCUUCUACCAACACCAGGCUACCCUUGAAGAUUUGGAGCAUGUGGCUUUUCGUUUGCAUGGUCUCCAAAGCCCCAUGGGGUCAUACUUAGCUAAGAAAAUUAUGUUGCCAAGGGGUGUGUGACCUACGUAAAAAAUAAAUAAGUGAGAGAGGUCAGCCCCACUUUGGUUAUUGUUUUCUGGCUAGGGAUCAUGAUUCCUGAAGCAUUCUAUAGGCCACAGUUAAUUAUACACAAAACAAAAGCAGAUUAUAGACUUUAAAAAAAGAGAAGAUGAUGAAGAUGAUCAAGGUAAGAAUUUGCUUCACUAUAGGCCCAACCUAUCUCAGUUAAUUUCCUGGAAACUGAGAUUCAUAGAGUGUUGUUUGUUCCAUGACUCACGCUUACCUUUAUAAAUGUAUGCUCCUUUCUCACAAUGCCUUUCAGAGGAAUCCAUGAGGGUAAUGCUAUGCAAAAAGCAAACACUUUCUGGCAAGCAUCUACCAAAUGCCAGAGAUGCUCAAGAACUUGGGGUGGGAACAGGGCAGGAGAAGGGGGGUUGUGUAGGUUGAAGAAGUCAAGGAAGCAUAAAGAUUAUAGGCAAACAGUCUACCUUUCUUUACAAGGCCUUGUUUUACAUCCCCAAAAUCUCAAAUUUAGCUAUUACAAUGAAGUCCUGUUGCAGAAAGAGCUGGCUUUUUUUUAUCACCACUUAAAAUCUAAUUAAUCCAUAUUGAAGCACAAAGAUUUCUGUUGUAUUUUAGGGUGAGGGGUCAUAGAGCCUCCUUUGUUCAUCCUCAGACUUGUAAUCAUCAGGCAUUGGGGAUAUAAUUUUACCAAGCAAAUUGGAAGGUAGCAGAUCAAAUGCUUAUCAGAGAACCCAACUCAUGGUUUUAACAGAGUCCUUCGUCCUUUACAUGAAACCUUAUAUUCAGGAAGAACAAAAAUGUCAUUUCAGCUGAUCGCAAAGGGUUAAUGGCAAAAGCUUAUAUUUGGGGCAGCAAAGAACCUAGAUCAUCAUAGAACUAUAUCAGCUACAAAAGAUAGCAGCUCCUAUAGGGGAGCAAGACAGAGAUUACUGGAAAUUUUAUAAUUUGUGACAAUGGUUUUAAUCUUCAGGAGAGUAAUGCAAUUAGUUGGACUUUCAUUAUCUUUGCUAGGAUGGGUUUUAUCCUGUCUCACAACUUACUUGCCACAGUGGAAGAUUCUUAACUUAGAGCUGAAUGAAAUGGAGAACUGGACCAUGGGACUCUGGCAGACUUGCGUCUUCCAAGAGGAAGUGGGGAUGCAGUGUAAGGACUUUGAUUCAUUCUUGGCUUUGCCUACUGAGCUGAGGAUCUCCAGGAUUUUAAUGUUUCUGUCAAAUGGAUUUGGAAUUCUGGGCCUGCUGGUGUCUGGGUUUGGUUUGGAUUGCUUGAGGAUUGGAGAAGAGCAGGCAGAGCUCAAGAAACGGCUGAUUAUCCUAGGAGGAAUUCUGCUGUGGCUAUCAGGAAUUACCGCCCUUGUUCCAGUGUCUUGGGUUGCCCAUAUCACAGUUCAGGAAUUUUGGGAUGACACUGUUCCAGAUAUUGUCCCCAGAUGGGAGUUUGGAGUAGCUCUCUUUGUUGGCUGGGUGGCUGGAUUUUCUCUUCUCCUAGGAGGGUUUCUCCUUAACUGUGCAGCCUUUUCAACUCAAGCUCCUUCGGGCCAUUACACAGUGGCAGAAAUGCAAGCUCAGUGUCCACACCUGGAAGCUGGAAACAGAUCCUAA
Molecule: messenger RNA, 2195 nt
Organism: Phascolarctos cinereus (koala)
Lineage: Eukaryota; Metazoa; Chordata; Mammalia; Diprotodontia; Phascolarctidae
Product: claudin-24-like
Cellular component (GO): membrane; bicellular tight junction
Molecular function (GO): structural molecule activity
Source: RefSeq, a predicted model, not a curated record